ACCAAAAUUUUCCAUUACCAUAAGCAUAAGCAUAUGCAUAUGCAUAAGCCUCCUCUCUAAGGCCCCUCUCUCUCUCUUUCUCUCUCUCUCCUUCUCCAUAUAUAUAAGAGAAAACGCAGCACCAAAUCUCAUCUUCGUCAUCCAAAAACCCCAAUUCUCUCAUCUCUCCUUCGAUCUCUUUCUUUUCGUCUCCUCUACAAUCCAAUCCACUCCUCCCUUGUUUUUCUUCCCUCCAAUUCGAUCUCAUAAAUUCUUGUAAACCCACAAGUACGCGAUCCAUGUGUUUUUAAUGAAUCCAUUUUUGUUCAAAUUGAAUCACGGUGUCUUUACUCUCUGAUUCGAUUUAUUUUCUUUGAAUCGAUCGCUUUUUGGAUCCGUGUUUAGCUAUAAAUGAGGGUGUAGAACUGGAAGAUUAGAUGAUGGAUGAAUCUGUAUUAGUGUAAUUUUAUUUGUUUCUAAAGACAAAUUAUAAAUUAGCAAUAAGAUGCCAGGAAUAGCGCAGAGAAAUGAGCAAUUCAGUAAUGCAUCAUCGGGCGUUUACUCGCUUUCAGCCAAUGGAUUCUGGUCAAAGCAUCGCGACGAUGUUAGCUAUAAUCAGCUCCAGAAGUUCUGGAGUGAGCUGUCACCACAAGCUAGACAGAAGCUUCUGCGGAUUGACAAGCAAACCCUGUUUGAGCAAGCUCGUAAGAACAUGUACUGUUCCAGAUGCAACGGUCUAUUACUUGAAGGUUUCUUGCAGAUUGUUAUGUAUGGCAAGUCCUUGCAGCAGGAGGGGGUAGGUGGCCACCUUUCUUGCAACAGAACAGGAGCCUCAAAAAAUCAAAGUGAUGGAGAAUCAAAUAUGAUGAAUGGGUGCCAAGAUGAAAUUCAAGAUCCAUCUGUCCAUCCCUGGGGGGGUCUGACUGCAAUACGUGAUGGCUCUUUGACACUUUUGAAUUGCUAUUUAUAUUCAAAGUCCCUUAAGGAUCUCCAAAAUGUCUUUGACAGCGCACGGGCAAGGGAACGGGAAAGGGAGUUGCUCUAUCCUGAUGCCUGUGGUGGAGGAGGUCGGGGUUGGAUAAGCCAAGGAAUGGCAAGCUAUGGUAGAGGACAUGGAACAAGAGAAACAUGUGCACUGCAUACUGCAAGGCUUUCUUGUGACACAUUAGUUGAUUUCUGGUCAGCACUUGGAGAAGAGACUCGACAAUCUCUUUUAAGGAUGAAGGAAGAGGAUUUUAUUGAGAGGCUCAUGUACAGGUUUGACAGCAAAAGAUUUUGCAGAGAUUGUAGAAGGAAUGUUAUUCGGGAGUUCAAGGAGCUGAAGGAGCUCAAGCGCAUGCGGCGGGAACCUCGUUGCACCAGUUGGUUUUGUGUUGCAGAUACAGCUUUCCAAUAUGAGGUGUCUGAUGACACAAUUCAGGCUGACUGGCGCCAAACCUUUGCUGAUACUGUUGGAUCAUAUCAUCACUUUGAAUGGGCAGUUGGAACAGGAGAAGGAAAAUCUGACAUUCUUGAGUUUGAAAAUGUAGGCAUGAACGGAAGUGUUCAAGUUCAUGGCCUAGAUCUUGGUGGUUUAACAGCAUGUUUUAUCACCCUGAGGGCUUGGAAAUUAGAUGGCCGCUGUACUGAGCUUUCUGUAAAGGCUCAUGCAUUAAGGGGUCAACAAUGUGUGCAUGGCAGGCUUGUUGUAGGUGAUGGAUUUGUUACAAUUACCAGAGGGGAAAGCAUCAGAAGAUUUUUUGAACAUGCUGAAGAGGCAGAGGAAGACGAGGAUGAUGAUUCCAUGGACAAGGAUGGAAGUGAGCUGGAUGGAGAAUGCUCCCGUCCCCAAAAGCAUGCGAAGAGUCCUGAACUUGCUCGAGAAUUUCUUCUAGAUGCUGCAACUGUUAUUUUCAAGGAACAGGUUGAAAAGGCUUUCAGAGAAGGAACUGCACGCCAAAAUGCACACAGUAUCUUUGUUUGCCUUGCAUUAAAACUUUUGGAAGAGCGUGUUCAUGUUGCAUGCAAAGAAAUUAUCACAUUGGAAAAACAGAUGAAACUUCUUGAAGAAGAGGAAAAGGAAAAGCGGGAAGAAGAAGAACGCAAGGAGAGAAGAAGAACAAAAGAAAGAGAGAAAAAGCUCCGAAGAAAGGAGAGGUUAAAAGGAAAGGAAAGGGAUAAAGAAAAGAAGUGCUCUGAAUCAAAUGAUUCUCUUGAAGUCUCAAAGGAUGAAACAUCAGCAAGUGUUGACGAGGAUCCUGAUAAUGCUGUCAGCAAUAGGGAUACGGUUAGUGAAACUGGUGACAUUUCUAUAUCCAGGCCUGGAUUUCCUAAUAUUCAAGAACAAUUCUCAAAUGGUUAUGCCACUUCCGCAAUGCAAGACGGCUCCUGUGGUAGUCCUGAUGGAGAGGUCACUAUUGUGAAAGAUGGGAUGGGCUCUUUUAUGAUUGAACAAUCAAAAUUUUCUCGUCGGAGAUUGAAAUUUCGGAAAGAAGUUCCACUAGAUCCCUCUGUGAAGUGGUGUGAUGGACGCCGACUUGCAAAUGUUUCAGAAAAUGGGGCUAUGGUUAGCAGAUCUGAGUCAAGACAUUACAGUGAUAAUUUUGAGACUCCUUCAAGGGGUUUAAAUGGGUUGAAUAGGCAGUCAAGGAUAAACGGUCAGAAGCCUAAUGUUCGAAAUUGUGGCCUUAAGUUCAAUGAGAAGUUUCAUUCUCUUAACAACAGGAUGAAUGAUAAAUAUGACUAUCAUUCUUGCAGCUGUCACCAAAACAAUGAAUAUAGGGUGAAGGUUGAACCACAUGUUUCUGCAGCAAGAAUCGCCCGAGAUUGCAAAUCUGUUGGUAAGGCAGAAUCUACGGUGGACAUGUCCAAGCAAUUUUAUCGUGGGAACAAGUAUGGGCAAAUAGAUUACAUGCGUGAAGGUUGUGUAAGACCCAAAAGCAAAAUCAUCACAGCAAACAAUUCUUCUAGCAGAGAUUUGCUUCAUUCUAAGAAAGUUUGGGAGCCUACGGAAUCACACAGAAAGUAUGCUCGUAGCAACUCAGAUUGUGAUGUUACCUUGAAGUCAUCUAAUUUGAAGGCUGAAGAAUUAGAACCUGAUAGAAAUGUUAACUGUAGUGUUGAUAACUGUUCUAGUGAAGUUACAGGAAAUUUUGGUGAAACUGAUCAUGAGGAGAAUCAUACAGGGAAAUCAGGAAACCCUAAUAAAGGUUGCCAGAAUGGACAAAAUGUGGAAGUGAAUCAGGAAACUCCUUAUGAGGAAGUUGGUUCAUGUCUUGCAAAGAACUCUGGCUCAAGUGGGACUUCUGAUCCUAGUAUAUGCAGUGGUUCAAAUUCUGAUAACUGUUCAUCAUGCCUCAGCGAGGGAGAUAGUAAUACAGCCUCUUCGAGCCAUGGAAAUCUGGAAUGCUCAUCCACAUCAGAUUCAGAAGAUACCAGUCAACAAUCAGAAGGAAGAGAAACCUCACUAUGUCAAAAUAGUUUCUCCAAUUCUCAUGAGGUGGGAAUGGAAAGUAUGAGUGGAGGGGGGGAAUUUAGAGGCAGGAAACUGUUUGGCCUUCCACCUGAUGGUCUGAGAAUGAAUGCUUUGGGAAAUCUAUCAACAAAAAUUGUGCAAAGUACUGAUAGUGGAAUACCAACUGUUAAUGUAGGUUCUCAACAUCAAGGCAUCUUUCCACCUAUGCAAAACCAAAAUUUACAAUUUCCUGUCUUUCAAGCUCCUUCACUGAAUUACUACCAUCAAAAUCCAGUUGCUUGGCCAGCUGCUCCGCCUAGUGGAUUAAUGCCCUUUCCCCACACUAACCACUAUCUAUAUGCUGGCCCUCUUAGCUAUGGUUUAAAUGGAAACUCACGUUUAUGCAUGCAGUAUAGUCCUGUUCAGCAAUUGGCAACUCCCAUUUUUAAUCCUGGUCCGGUACCAGUUUAUCAGCCAGUUGGCAAACCAAAUGGCUUGAACUCAGAGGAGCAACUGAAGAUGCGUGCAGUGCAGGAAGCUUUAAAUGACACUAAGGCAGAGAAGGCGGCAUUGGCAGGAUCACAUGCAAUAGAAGUGCUUCCAAAUAGAGAAGGUAGAAAAGUUGAUAAUUCUGCCAAAUUGCAUGUGAAUAACACCAGCUUUUCCUUGUUCCAUUUUGGUGGGCCUGUAGCUCUAUCAACAGGAUGUAAACCAGAUCCUUUGCCUUCAAAAGAUGGAAUUGUUGGAGAUAUUUCUUCGAAAGUUUUAGCAGAUGAAGUUGAAAAUGAUGCUGCUUGCAAUAAGAAAGAGGCUACUGUGGAAGAAUACAAUUUAUUUGCGGCAAGCAAUGGCAUAAGAUUUUCGAUCUUCUAAUAUAUUAAUGAGAAGGCGUGUGGUGGCUGUUUGCUGAGUGCAGUCCUUAUCUUAUUUGCUAUUGGAAGUUUGAGUACUUGGAAGCCAGUACACAAUAAUCUUCCUCUGAGAAAGUGCAAUUUUAGCUAUUAGUUUCUUCGGUUGAUUGAUAACAAAUUUGUCCCUUAUCUUUUUUUUUUUUUUUUUUUUUUUUUUUUUUAAUAUUCAAUGUAGAGAGAGAGAGAGAGAGAGGGAGAAAGGUUGGAAGAGUGGUAUAAUGCUUGAGUUUUCUGUACGAGGUCAGCUUUUUUUUUUCCCCCCUUUUUUAAAUUUCUUUUUAUUAAUGGAGCAUUUGUUGGUAUAAGUUUUUUUUUCUCUUC
Molecule: messenger RNA, 4644 nt
Organism: Manihot esculenta (cassava)
Lineage: Eukaryota; Viridiplantae; Streptophyta; Magnoliopsida; Malpighiales; Euphorbiaceae
Exons: 8
Coding region: 485-4285 (1266 amino acids)
Source: RefSeq, a predicted model, not a curated record